AUGACGCCGGAAGACUAUGAGCGCGCCCAACGAAAGCUCACUCGCUACGGUCACUACUUCGACAUGAACCUAAAUAGCAAACUGCCAGCAGAUAUUGUCAAGACCAAAGCCGGCAAAAUUGCAAAGCGACAGCCAAAAUACGAUGAGCGCCGCAAAGACUACUAUCAAUCUCAAUGUUCGUUCCGCGGCCUGAAGACAACCGGUUCGAAGGAAGAAUUGAUGAAUCUACUCAAAAGCCGUGACAUUCGCAAGGAUCUUGCUGUGCAGGCUGAGCAGGACGAUAUUGAUAAAGCAAUGAGAGAAUUCGAGCGUGAGCAAAAGCGCGUGGCGCGCGAGCAGCGGCACGUACGAGACGAAGCAUGGUGGCAUGCCGCCACAACCACAUUCGAGCAGAAGCUUCCAAAGAAUCCUCGCCGCGCGUUGGAGGAGGAAGCCGCGAAACCCGACACGUUCUUGAAGACUUCCUGCCAGAAGGUCGACCGCGGGCACUACGGAACAAACAGUGUUCGCUACUACGGACUAGACAGAGCUUGCUUCGAGUUAGGCAUCGCGUACGAAGUGGCCGCAGGACCUGUCGAUCUGCCAGAAGGGGCCAUGCCCCGGCGCUGUGAGAUCUUUGGCGAGCUAGGAGCUGUGCGCAGAGAAGUAGAGGCAUUUGUCAAAGAGGCCAAUCAGAUCGCUGCCGCCCAAUGGAAGACUUGGGAGGCUCAACAGAAGGCAAAGAAGGUUGCCGAAGAGGCGAAGCGUCAGGCACUGUACGACGAGGCGAAGUCAACGGCAGACUGGGAUCUGACGGGCGAGUGGGUUGUUCAAUGCCAAGAACUGGCAACGUACAGCUCCAAGAGCACGCCUGAGAAGCUUUCCAUGGAGAUCUUCCUGGUGGACGACUUUAGUCUCAACGCUGUGGCAGCGGACGAGAAAGAAUCCGAGUAUGAAUACGACGGGUACGGUGAGGAAGCUGACAACAGUGAGGGCGAUGACAAUGUUCCCGAAGCGGAGACUGCUACCGACUCCUCGCUCUCGCGGUUCUGUGCUAGGUUCCAUUUUGGUGUGUUUGAAGGCAUCAUGCGCAUCUGUCCGACUGCCGCCACACGCGCUCGCGCUGCCUCUGGUAUCUCGUCAAGCAUCAAGUACAACCCGACCUACGAGUAUCGCACACGCAUGCGUGGAGCUGACGGCCAGAUCCUGAUCGAAGCCGAUCGCUAUCCUGCAAGGGGCAUGAAAUUCUCUGACCAUGGUACGAAGCUGGAAGGCGACUUCGAUUGUCCAUAUAUGAAGGGUCUUCUGCACUUUACUGGCUUCAAGGUGAAGCAUGGGCAUGGUCGGCAAGGCUCAAGCGCCUCUGAGUGGACGGCACUGAGUGAGGAGGCGUGGAACCGCGCGCACUACACGAGGUGGGGACGUGGGUGGUGGUAG
Cyphellophora attinorum is the source of this 1416-nucleotide messenger RNA. RefSeq lists its product as uncharacterized. NCBI's taxonomy places the organism in Eukaryota, Fungi, Ascomycota, Eurotiomycetes, Chaetothyriales, Cyphellophoraceae. The transcript has a single exon. The record is from RefSeq and is a predicted model, not a curated record. Bases 1 to 1416 code for a protein of 471 amino acids.